CACCUGCUGUGGGACGUGAGGAAGCGUAGCCUGGGGCUGCAGGAGCCCGGCCUGCUGCGGCGGCACUACCUGGGAAGAAGAGAAUUUAUCCAAAGAUUAAAACUUGAAGCAACGCUGAAUGUACAUGAUGGCUGUGUGAAUACAAUUUGCUGGAAUGAUACAGGAGAAUAUAUUUUAUCAGGUUCAGAUGACACCAACCUGGUUAUUAGUAACCCCUACAGCAGAAAGGUUUUAACAACCAUCCGCUCGGGACACAGAGCUAAUAUUUUUAGUGCAAAAUUCUUACCAUGCACCAAUGACAAACAGAUUGUGUCCUGUUCUGGAGAUGGAGUAAUUUUUUAUACUAACGUUGAGCAAGAUGCCGAGACGAACAGGCAGUGCCAGUAUACGUGCCACUACGGAACUACCUAUGAGAUUAUGACAGUACCAAAUGAUCCCUAUACUUUCCUCUCUUGUGGUGAGGAUGGCACUGUAAGGUGGUUUGAUACUCGGAUCAAGACAAGUUGCACAAAAGAAGAUUGCAAAGAUGAUAUUUUAAUAAACUGCCGGCGUGCUGCCACUUCUGUAGCCAUCUGUCCGCCAAUACCAUAUUACCUUGCUGUGGGCUGCUCUGAUAGCUCAGUAAGAAUAUAUGAUCGGCGAAUGCUUGGCACGAGAGCAACAGGUAAUUAUGCUGGCCGGGGCACAGUUGGAAUGGUUGCACGUUUUGUUCCUCCACACCUUAAUAACAAAUCCUGCAGGGUAACAUCUUUAUGCUACAGCGAUGAUGGUCAGGAGAUCCUUGUUAGCUAUUCUUCAGAUUACAUAUACUUAUUUGAUCCCAAGGAUGACACAGCAAGAGAACUUAAAGUUCCUUCUGCUGAAGAGAGAAGAGAAGAGUUGCGGCAGCCUCCUGUUAAACGACUGCGAUUAAGAGGUGAUUGGUCAGAUACAGGACCGAGAGCAAGGCCUGAGAGUGAACGCGAAAGAGAUGGGGAGCAAAGUCCUAAUGUCUCGCUAAUGCAGAGGAUGUCAGACAUGCUGUCAAGAUGGUUUGAAGAAGCUAGUGAAGUUGCUCAGAGCAACCGAGGGCGUGGAAGAUCUCGAUCAAGAGGUGGGGCCAGUCGACCAGAUGCCCCUCUUACUAGCAGCGUGCCACCAAGGGGUGAGUCGGAGACUGCAAUGGAAGUAGAUGGUCCUGAACAACCUCCAUCAUCAUCUUCCUCUACCAUGUCAGCCCAAGCUCCUUCAACAUCUUCCUCAAUGGAAAGCCCACCCUCAACCUCCUUACUGUCAUCUCCUGACAACGAACAAAGGCCAUCUAUGGAGGCCUCUGCCCAACCUACGCUCCAUCAGUCUGAAUUAAUGGCACCUGAGUUAGCUAUACUUCGUAGGGGUCUGCAGCGACUGAGGCUUAAGAAGGCUGAACAACAGAGACAGCGAGAGCUAGCUGAGGGUUCAGCACCACAGUCCUCCAGCUCUGAUCAGUCUUCCAGUAAGGGCUCCUCACAGGACCCUCAGACUUCAGGUUCUCCAAAUAUACUGCUCUCCAGCUCCCUUGCUAAGUGGUGCUUCAGUUUAGAGUAUGCUGGGAACAUCAUAACCUGUGGUGAACUGCAUUUGGAUAUAGAUCCAGCCUGUGGAAGCUCAGAUUCUCCUUCUGUGGUUAACAAACAGCUUGGAACCAUGUCACUUGAUGAGCAACAGGAGUGUGAAAAGCCACGCACAGGAACAGGUGAACCAGUUUUAAGUUUGCACUACAGUACAGAAGGAACAACUACAAGUACAAUAAAACUGGACUUCACUGAUGAGUGGAGCAGUACGACUUCCAGCUCUAGAGGGAGUGGGAGUCACUGCAAACCUGACAGUCAGGAAGAAUCUCUAAGAACAAAAAGCUCAGAACAGUCAACACCAGAGACUGAAGAAACAAGAAUUCCUGAAGAAUCACAAAAUGAAGUCACAGGUGCUGAGGAGUUGAAAUCUGCAAAUGAAAUUGCAGCAAGUGCAGAAGCAGCUUUAUCAGAUAAGGAUGUACCUGAGCAUCCUGGAACCAGCACAGAAGGAGAAAAUGGCCCUGAUAUUGAAAGUACCAGCAAGAACCCAGAGGAAGGACCUUCAUGUGAAAAAAGCAAAGAGCAAGAGAUUUCAGGUCAACCAAGUACAGAAUCCACUGCCAACUCAAAUAACACAAACCGUGAACCUCAACUACAGCCAGAAUCCUCAGGGCUUGUAACUCAAGAAGAAUCAUCCACUAGGGGAACUGCUUUCCACGAAACAGAUGAUAGUGAUGAUGACCCUGUCUUGAUACCUGGUGCAAGGUAUCGAGGAGGACCAGGACACAGAUUUAAUAUCAGAGGAACAGCGAUAGGUGAUAGAAUAAUGAGACGAUCUGCUGUUGCCCGCAUUCAGGAACUGUUCAGAAGGAGAAAAGAAAGGAAAGAAAUGGAAGAACUGGAAACACUGAAUAUUAGACGUCCUUUAAUAAAGAUGGUGUAUAAGGGUCAUCGGAACUCCCGGACAAUGAUAAAGGAAGCCAACUUUUGGGGCUCUAACUUUGUUAUGAGUGGUUCAGAUUGUGGCCAUAUCUUCAUUUGGGAUCGGCAUACGGCUGAGCAUCUCAUGCUGCUGGAAGCUGAUAAUCAUGUGGUGAAUUGUCUUCAGCCUCAUCCAUUUGACCCGAUUCUUGCUUCAUCGGGUAUUGAUUAUGAUAUAAAAAUCUGGUCACCGCUAGAAGAGUCGAAGAUUUUUAACCGAAAGCUUGCAGAUGAGGUUAUAACUCGUAAUGAAUUAAUGCUGGAAGAGACAAGAAACACUAUUACUGUUCCAGCUUCUUUCAUGUUACGAAUGUUGGCAUCGUUGAAUCAUAUAAGAGCAGGUAGGAGACUAUUGGAGCAGUUUCUGUGCAGUCUUGUAUAGAGGUGCACCGAUACA
Gavialis gangeticus (Gharial) is the source of this 2910-nucleotide messenger RNA. It is a transcript of the gene DCAF6, whose product is annotated as DDB1 and CUL4 associated factor 6. The annotation marks the transcript as partial. Lineage: Eukaryota; Metazoa; Chordata; Crocodylia; Gavialidae. The record is from RefSeq and is a predicted model, not a curated record. Gene Ontology annotation, biological process: positive regulation of transcription by RNA polymerase II. Gene Ontology annotation, molecular function: protein binding. Gene Ontology annotation, cellular component: Cul4-RING E3 ubiquitin ligase complex; cytoplasm. The transcript is spliced from 22 exons.